UCUGCAUCCUCCCAGUGGGUGACGGCCCUCCUCCCUGUCACCGCCCCGGGCUUCCGGCAGACACUAGAGCCGGCCCAGCCUCCAGCGAGCCGGGGACUGAGGGGGUGAUGCGGCCGGACACUGAGCAGCUGGACCCGGAAGCUGAGCGUUGUCAUGAACGGCCCAGUCCUCGGAUUAUUACUACACGUAAUCGGCCUCGCAGCUCAAAGUCCAGUUGUCUCUGCAGAACAGAACGUCUCCUCCCCGUCUUAUGACUUCCAGAAGAUCAAUCUACCGGCCGGGCACCUGCCCUACUUCCUGCACAACAAUCCGUAUGUGGCCAGAUCCUGCGGUCAGGACCCCCACUGCCCUUUUAGGGAUCACCUGACGCAACGAGAUUCCUGCUGGGGCUAUGAGAAGUCGUGCAGGAGGGAGCACAGGUUCGGCUAUCCGCUCUGCGAUGCGGUGGACUCUGGUUGGGCAAAGAACUUGGAGGGCGCCCAAGAAGUAUUCUGGAGACAGGCAGACUUUGGUUAUGUUAUGGAGCGGCUGGCUGAAGCAGAAGUCCUCUGCCGUCCACGUGAGCAGGGAGACUCUCUCUUGGCCUGCUCCAGCCACCUCCAGCACUGCAGAGCCACCAACUUGUACCUGGACUUAAGAAAUCCGAGAAGAUCACAAGACAGAUUUAAAGAAGACUUUAUACAAGAAGGUGAGAUCGGAGGCCAUUGUGAGCUCGACUCGCAGAAGCUGCUUUCUCAAGGUGAUCGCAAGAGCCCCCUCCAGUCUUGGUUUGCGGAGUUGCGGACGUACGGCUCCCUAACAUUCAGACCUAUAGAAGAUGGACACUGUGACGUCAUUGUUGAGAAGCCUACGUACAUCAUGAAGUUAGAUGCCGGUGUGAAUAUGUAUCAUCAUUUCUGUGAUUUUGUGAAUCUCUAUAUUACGCAACAUAUUAAUAACUCCUUCAACACAGAUGUCCAUAUUGUCAUGUGGGAUACAAGUUUCUACGGCUAUGGUGAUUUGUUUAGCGAGACGUGGAAGGCAUUCACAGACUACGAAGUUACCCACUUGAAAGCACACGACCAUAAGCGGGUCUGCUUCAGGGAUGCUGUGUUUGCUCUCCUGCCCAGAAUGAGAUACGGGUUAUUUUACAACACGCCGCUGAUCUCAAAUUGCCGCGGCACCGGAUUAUUCAGAGCGUUUUCACAACACGUGCUUUUCCGGCUGAAUAUUUCCCAAGAAAUUUUAAAGGAGGAGAAGAUUCGAGUCACCAUCCUUAUACGCAGCACUGAGUUUCGGAAAAUACUGAACUUGGACGAGCUGGUCCUCGCCUUGAAGGCCGUCCCGCUCUUCCAAGUCACCGUGGUGGAUUACAAAUAUAGAUCUCUUGGAUUCCUCGAACAGCUGAAAAUCACACAUAACUCUGACAUAUUUAUUGGCAUGCACGGGGCCGGACUGACGCAUUUACUCUUUUUACCGGACUGGGCAGUUAUAUUCGAACUGUAUAACUGUGAAGAUGAGAGGUGCUACUUAGACUUGGCCAGACUUCGAGGAGUUCACUACAUCACAUGGGAGAAAGCGGACAAGGUUUAUCCUCAGGACAAGGGACAUCACCCGACUUUGGGAGAACACCCGAAAUUUACCAAUUACGCCUUCGAUGUUGAGGAGUUUGUACGGCUGGUCAGCUCGGCAGCGGAGCACGUGUCUCGUCAUCCGGAGUGGCCGCUUCGAAGACGUCAUGACGAACUGUAAUCCGAAAAGAAAGGAUUUCACCAUAGAUUGUAAUCUUAUAUUUUAUAAUGUAAUAAGUUAUUUAUUUAUUAUAAAAAAAUAAUAAUGUUAGAUGUGGAAAUUGAUGAAUUUGAAUGCAGUAGAUACAGUUUAGAGUUUUAUUCCAUUCUACUUUGCUUAUUUACUUUUUUUUUAUAUUUUUCUUUCUUUGCUCCCCUCUCCUCCUGCACAUUUAUCCAGCUUAUUACAUCAGUAAAAAGUGAUCAUUUUAUUCCUGAAUUACAGAAUGACAACGAUCUCAUUGACAUCCAGCCGUCUGAUCCUUCCCUCCCGAAAUCUGCCAUUAGGGAAGAAUUUGUAAGGCCGCCAUACACAUUACAUGGUCAGCGGGUCCCUCUGUAAUCCCUGCGUUCAGCCGAUACGUACGUCUAAUGUGUAUGGCCAGCU
Molecule: messenger RNA, 2157 nt
Organism: Bufo bufo (common toad)
Lineage: Eukaryota; Metazoa; Chordata; Amphibia; Anura; Bufonidae
Gene: EOGT
Product: EGF domain specific O-linked N-acetylglucosamine transferase
Exons: 16
Coding region: 154-1731 (525 amino acids)
Cellular component (GO): endoplasmic reticulum lumen
Molecular function (GO): protein N-acetylglucosaminyltransferase activity
Source: RefSeq, a predicted model, not a curated record